GGCAGCGGCUGGGGCCGCGAGCGGGGAUCGCGGCGUGGAGGUGCUAGCAGACGCGGGCGGCGGCGAGUCCGGAGUCCCCGGGCCGGAGCUGAGCUAACCGCAGUGGGGACCGGGGCCCAGAGCCGCGGCGGCUGCGGCCGGAGGACGAUGGCAGCGCCCGCCGGGGCCGGGGCACUGAUUGCAUUCCCAGACCGCAGGCGCUGGCUGUGGUCGGUGCUUGCGGUGGCGCUCGGGCUCUUGACUGCUGGUGUAUCGGCCCUGGAGGUGUAUACACCAAAAGAAAUCUUCGUGGCAAAUGGGACACAAGGGAAGCUGACGUGCAAGUUCAAGUCUACUAACACGACCGGCACGUUGACCUCAGUCUCCUGGAGCUUCCAGCCAGAGGGGACUGACACCACUGUGUCGUUUUUCCACUACUCCCAAGGGCAAGUGUAUGCCGGGAAUUAUCCACCAUUUAAGGACAGAAUCAGCUGGGCUGGAGACCUCGACAAGAAAGAUGCAUCAAUCAACAUAGAAAAUAUGCAGUUUAUACACAAUGGCACCUACAUCUGUGAUGUCAAAAAUCCACCUGACAUUGUUGUCCAGCCAGGACACAUUAGGCUUUAUGUUGUAGAGAAAGAGAUUUUGCCCACGUUUCCAGUUUGGGUGGUGGUGGGUAUAGUUACUGCUGUGGUCCUAGGUCUCACUCUGCUCAUCACCAUGAUUCUGGCUGUCCUCUAUAGAAGGAAAAACUCUAAACGGGAUUACACCGGCUGCAAUACAUCAGAGAAUGUGUCACCGGUUAAGCAGGCUCCACGGAAGUCCCCCUCCGACACAGAGGGUCUAGUAAAGAGCCUACCUUCUGGAUCUCACCAGGGCCCAGUCAUAUAUGCGCAGCUAGACCACUCUGGCGGACAUCACAGCGACAAGAUUAACAAGUCAGAGUCUGUGGUGUACGCGGACAUCCGGAAAAAUUGAGAAGACCCCAGUCACAUCCUAAGCAAGAAACAAAUCCAAACUGGACUCUUGUGCAGAAAAUGUAGCUCAUAACCAUGUGUGGCCUUGGAAACCUGGACACGGACAAGCACAUGUUUAUUCAUAGAGGGAGAAAAAGAAGUGUAUAAAGAAUAUGUAUAAAUAUUCUAUUUAAUCUUCCU
Molecule: messenger RNA, 1136 nt
Organism: Lipotes vexillifer (Yangtze River dolphin)
Lineage: Eukaryota; Metazoa; Chordata; Mammalia; Artiodactyla; Lipotidae
Gene: MPZL1
Product: myelin protein zero like 1
Exons: 6
Coding region: 148-957 (269 amino acids)
Cellular component (GO): cell surface; focal adhesion; plasma membrane
Source: RefSeq, a predicted model, not a curated record